This is a messenger RNA of Brassica napus (rape), 932 nucleotides long. RefSeq names its product probable calcium-binding protein CML45. NCBI's taxonomy places the organism in Eukaryota, Viridiplantae, Streptophyta, Magnoliopsida, Brassicales, Brassicaceae. The transcript has a single exon. Bases 15 to 578 code for a protein of 187 amino acids. The record is from RefSeq and is a predicted model, not a curated record.
UUGAUAUACAAACCAUGGAGAAGAGUUUCUUGUCUGAAUACAAACGAUCUUCUUCUCUCACUUUCCUUGCUCUCUUCAACCUGUUCCUGAUCAAAUUUGGCAGAUGGGUUUCUACUACUCGCAUCUUUUUAUUCAGAUUAUUUCCUCUUCUUCAACACCAACAACGUGUUUCACACAAACACGAGAGUUUGACCAAACAAGGCAUAGAAGAAGAAGAAGAAUAUGAUGAUCUCUGUAGAGCAGAUAUAGAAAUGGUUAUGAGAACCUUAGGACUUUCUCCCGACCAAGAAAGUGACAAGCUUCAAGAACGCUACAGUUCCAAGGAGAUUUCAAGUUUGUUCGAAAGUAACGAAGCGAGCUUGGAGGAAGUGAAGCAAGCUUUUGAUGUGUUCGAUGAAAAAGAGAGGCGGUCAUCGACGCUACAGAGUUUGCAGAGAGUUUUGACUAUCUUAGGAUUUAAAGAAGGAUAUUUCCUAGGGAAUUGCUCGGCUAUGCUCAGAUCAGUACAUGAAAACAAAGAUGGAAGGAUCGAUUUUAACGGAUUUGUGAAAUUCAUGGAGAAUAAUAAUAGCUUAUGAUAAGUCAUAUGAUUAAUCUCUUAAUAUUAAGAGAAUUUGUACUCCCUACACACAACUUCCCCUUUAUUUUUUAGUCAAAAAAAAAAAAAAAAAAAAAAAAAAACUUCCCCUUUAUUUGCACUUGAUACCUUAUUUCUCUUCAAUUUUUUUCCUCCAUCAUUACCAUUUUCCCACAAUUCAAUGGUAUCCCACUCUUUUCAGUAUAUUGAGCUAAUUUGCUCAUAUUAAUCUAUUCUUUUGUUCCCUUAAAAAUGUCUUUGCUUCUUCGUUCUUAUGUUUUUCUUUAACUUCCUGGGAUGAUUUUUUUAUGCUAAAACUCUCAUCGUAUGUCAAAUAUUAUUCAAACUUUCAUGA